Messenger RNA from Naegleria lovaniensis, 1782 nucleotides. RefSeq lists its product as uncharacterized. The transcript has a single exon. Gene Ontology annotation, biological process: RNA polymerase II preinitiation complex assembly; transcription initiation at RNA polymerase II promoter. The record is from RefSeq and is a predicted model, not a curated record. NCBI's taxonomy places the organism in Eukaryota, Heterolobosea, Eutetramitea, Acrasida, Naegleriidae. Gene Ontology annotation, cellular component: transcription factor TFIID complex. The coding region runs from base 1 to 1782 and encodes 593 amino acids. Gene Ontology annotation, molecular function: RNA polymerase II general transcription initiation factor activity.
AUGCCCAGUGAGAAAAAGUCUUCCUCAUCGAAAGAGAAGAAGGAACCAUCAUCAUCCAAAAAGAAAUCUUCAUCAUCGUCCUCAUCUAAAAAGAAGGCGGAAUCUUCUUCAAAGGAAAAAGCUUCGGAAAAAUCAUCCAAGUCAAAAUCUAACAAAUCAAACAAAUCAACAGCAACAGAUGUUGCAACAACAGCCGCAUCAUUGGGAGUUGAUAUUAAUUCCUUGAAAGAUGAAGAUGAUGAUUUUGAAGAAAAACAAUUUAUUCUUAGAGUACCGGAGGAUAUUGCUGAAAAGAUUAGGCAAAGAUUGAGAAAGGAGUCAAAAGACAGCAAAUCUUCCGAUAAAAAUCAUAGGAUUGAUCUUAACAUGAGCAUUAAAUUCGGAGAUGAUGUUGAUAUUCUACAAUUUCUCCAGAGUGCCCGUAUGACUGAGGAAGAUAAGAAAAUACAUAAACGGGAUAAUGAUGAGAACGGAUACUUGAGCGAUAUUGAGUACGGAAUCGAUAAGAACAGGAGAGGAAGGUUUCAAUUUGAAAAGCAAAUUUUACCUUGUACGCUCGUUGAUCUUCCAACACAUAUAGAAGCAUACAAAUCGGUAGAUUGUCAAACAUAUUACAAAUGUGGAGAUGUUAGUCAAAUGAUCGUUGUACAAAAACCUCAGGAUUUAGAAUCGGAAUUCCAAAAAUUCAGACAGAAAAGAACCAGGUUUUACAUGCAAAAAUCUCACCAUCAUCAUGACCCAAAGAAGAGAAAAGCUAAGGACUUAAUGACAAGUUAUUUAAUGGAAGAUGGUAUUUCUCCAUCUCUUGCACGUGUACUUCGUCAUUGGAACGCUCAAAAAAUAGACAUAACCAGAAAAGAUAUCAAAAAACUGAAAGAAAAGUAUAUUCAAAUGUUGGAAGAAGAGGAUCCAACAAAAGUGAAAAUUGAAUUUAUUGAAUACGCUUCUGAGCAAGAGCGAUUGGCUGCUAUGGAAGAAGAAAUGAGCACAUCAUCCUCUGAUUCUGAAGCUAGCGAUUCAGAGGAAGAAUCGGACGAGUCAGAUAUGUUCGAUGAAGUGAGUGCUAAUAAGAAACCAGAUGAUGCUAUUUCAACAGUCUCUACAGGAGAUCAAUCUAAACUAAGCUCAGCACCUUCACAACCAAUCAUGAAUGACGAUAGUAUGAGUGUGACGAGUGCUCCUUCGUCCAUGUCCACACCAAUCAGUCAGGCUGUCACAACUCCAAAUCAACCAUUCGUAUUCAGUGCUCCACCUACUUUACCAAAGCCCGUUUCCACUAGCGACAUGAUGCAAGACGAAACACCCUCUGAAGGAGAGGAGUCACAUGUGUCGAACAGCACAUCAAUGAGCAAACAAUCAUUAGGUCCAAUAGAAGCAAAACCUGUCCAGCCAAUUCAAGCAAACAAGCCUCCUGUGGAAGAGGACGAAACAAGUUCAGACUCUGAAUCUGAGUCGGAAGACGAUGAAAAUAUGUUUGAGGAAGUAUCAGCAACAGUCCCUCAACAAAUUGAUGUUACCCAAACGCCGCAAUACCAAAGUCUUUUACAACUUAAAAAUAGUGCUGAAAAAGAUAUUCAAACAAUCCAAAACCAAGUCUCUGUCGCUACAGAAAAUUUAGAAAAAUCCAAGAAUGAAAUUCAAAGAGGAAGAGCGCAAGCUAUGCUCACAAAUUUGGAAGGCAAGCUCAAUGCAAGGCGACAAGAACUUUUGGACGUGGAAAGACAGUUAACUUCACUAAUGUCACAACCUUCAUCGUCAUCCUCAAGUACUCCACCUUUCUAA